Messenger RNA from Naegleria gruberi, 2130 nucleotides. RefSeq lists its product as uncharacterized. NCBI's taxonomy places the organism in Eukaryota, Heterolobosea, Eutetramitea, Acrasida, Naegleriidae. The record is from RefSeq and is a predicted model, not a curated record. The transcript has 2 exons. The coding region runs from base 12 to 2126 and encodes 704 amino acids.
UUUAUUACAAGAUGAUGAAAACAAGCUCCUACUCUCUGAUGAAGAAGGCCUCUAACAAGGGAAGUAAAACUCUUGCAGCAUUGGGUUCUUCUUCUUCAUCGCCAUCGGUUCUCUCUUGCUAUAAUCAUUCAUGCUCGAUAUUGUCAUCAUCAUCCACUAAACAAUUAUCAUCAACAAGUUUAUUUACUGGUGGUAAUAAUAAUAACAUUUGUAGAAGUUUUUCCACCUCUUCUACUAAUAGACAAUCAAUUUCAUUAGAUAACAAUUCAUCCUCAUCAUCAUCUUCAUCCAAUAAUAAUAAGAAAUCAUCUUCGGUUUUUGUCAUGCUCCGAAACUUUCUCAUCAAGGCUUUGAAAAUCUAUGGCAAGAUACUUUUAGGACUUGGUGCCAUUGUUUUAACAAUGUAUGGAGCACUUCGUGGAUUCUUGGCCAUUAUUCACUUUGCACAAUUUGAUAAUCCAUCAUCUCCUUAUUAUAACAAGGAUUUGGCUGAUAAAUUGGAAGGUGCUGUUCAGAUUGGUGAAGGAUUGAAUCGUUAUAUCAAAUCACUCAUGACAAUUUAUGCAAUUGCUAUCGAUUACUUUUGGUUAUUGAUAACAGAACCAUAUAAUCCUCAUUAUUGGUUUGUGGAAAAACCAGAUAAGAAUAGUGAAGAAUUUAUACAAAAGAAGAAGCAAGCUCACAAGAGAAAUGCAGAAAGAUUAUUGGAUUUAUUUAUUGAACAAAGAGGUGUCUAUAUCAAGAUUGGGCAAUUUUUGUCAUCUUUGGUUUCUGCCAUUCCUGAUGAAUAUAUUGAUACAUUGAAAGUUUUGAGAGAUAGAGCACCAACAAUUCCAUUUGAUGAUGUAAGAAAGGUCAUUCAUCAAGAUUUUGGCAAGUCUAUUGAGGAAUUAUUUGACGAAUUCGAUGAAAAACCAAUUGCUGCAGCAAGUAUUGCUCAAGUACAUAGAGCUCGUACCAAGGAUGGUAGAUUAGUUGCCGUAAAGGUACAAUACCCAUUUGUUAGAAGUUAUUUCGAAGGAGAUAUGAGAACCAACGAUUCAAUGAGUACUCUCAGUCUCAAACUCUACUACAUGCAAGAAGAUGCUGAAAAUAUUGACACUCUAGUGGAAAUGAAUAACAAGUUCAAUAGAGAAUUGGAAAAUGGUUUAUAUUCUGAAUUGGACUUUAGACAUGAAGCAUCUAAUGCAAGACAAGCUGCUGACCAUAUGAAAGACCGUCCAGAUGUCUACGUUCCAAAAAUGUUUGACGAAUUGACAAGCGAAAGAGUACUUACUAUGGAAUUUAUUGAAAAUGCCUGUACUGCUAACAAUGUAGAGCGUAUCAAGGAAAUGGGAUUCAAGGAAGAGGAUGUUGCUGAAAGAAUUUUGUCUGCCUUUUCAGAUCAAUUAUUUGUUCACGGUUUCAUUCAAGCCGAUCCUCAUUCUUCAAAUGUCUUUGUGAGACGUAAUCCUUUGAAACCUUCCGAACCUCAAUUGGUCCUUUUGGAUCACGGAUUGUACAAGAAAUUCGAUGAGGAUUUCAGAAUUGGUUAUGCCAAGUUUGUCAAUUCUAUUGUCCUAGGAGAUGAAAAGGGAAUGAAGGAUUAUUGUGAAUCAUUAGGUAUUACAGAUUACAAAAUGUAUGCCAGUAUGAUGAUGAUGCAAGCUUUUGAUCAAUUGGAAGGUGGAGAAGAUUAUUCAGGAAAGAAUUUUGAGGAAUUCAAUGAUGUCGUCAAGGAACAAUUUGAAGGAAUUUUGGAUAUUUACAAGAAAAUGCCAGCCGACAUGUUAUUCAUCUCGAGAGCUGACAAUAUUUUGAGAGGACUCAAUAAGGAUUUAGGAGCUAAGGUCAAUCGUUUUACUGUUAUGGCUAGAUCAGCCGCUAGGGGAAUGAACAUCAAUUCCAAAACACCAUCCGAAACUGGAAUUUUCUCUCAAAUGAAUGAAUGGAGGAGAAGAAUGUACUUUGAAUUAAGAUUGUACAUUCUUGCCGUUCACUCAUGGUUUAUCAUGUUCUACAUGAAACUCUUUGGCAUGAAUGCAGAAACAAUGAUGAUCAAGAAGGAACACGACAAGAUUGAAAUGUUGGAAAAGGAAGUUGAUUUAUUGGAAACUCCUAAACAUCUUGCAUCUGAAUUCAAGUAAAAUC